AUGUCUCGUUAUCCAAGAGAAUCAUUAGUUUAAUAUGAACCUGAAACAGCCAUUCAUAAGAAUAGCGAUAUUGCAAGAAUUUCAAGUUUAGGUAAUAAAAAAAAGCAUUAACUUCCUCCUCUUGAGUCUAAGCCUUCUACUGAUGAUAUAUUGAAUGCUAUUUUACCUCCUAGAGAAUGGGAUCACGAAGGAACCCAUUACAUUUAAUAUGUUUCUCACAAUCCUGCUUCAAGAGAAGAUGUUGCUAAUUUAUAAAAGACUUUGGAUGAAAAAUUAUUGGCUAGACAAGCAAGAGAUUCUGGUAUUUGCCCUAUAAGAGAAGAACUCCAUAGUUAGUGUUUUGAUGAAAUUAUUAGACAAGUUACAAUUGACUGCCCAGAAAGAGGUAUAUUAUUGUUGAGAGUUAGAGAUGAAUUAAAAAUGACUAUUGCUGCAUACCAAACUUUAUAUCAAUCAUCUGUUACAUUUGGUAUGAGAAAGUAAUUAUAGUCUGAAUAAGGUAAAGCUGACACAGAAUUAAAAAUAUCUGAACUAGAAAAGAAGAAAGCAAAAUUAGAAGAAAGAAGAGUAGAACUGCUAAACAAGAAAGAAGCUAUAGAGAAAAGAAAUAAAGAAAGAAGAGAUAUCGAAGAAUAAAAGAGAAAGUAAGAAAUUGAAUUCUUAAAAUAUCAAAGUUAACAUUUAGAAUAGUUCCUUAAAUCUGUUACUCCUGAUCUUAAAUGA
Tetrahymena thermophila SB210 is the source of this 723-nucleotide messenger RNA. Its product is annotated as 33 kDa inner dynein arm light chain, axonemal protein. The transcript has 4 exons. NCBI's taxonomy places the organism in Eukaryota, Ciliophora, Oligohymenophorea, Hymenostomatida, Tetrahymenidae. The record is from RefSeq and is a predicted model, not a curated record. Gene Ontology annotation, molecular function: dynein heavy chain binding. Gene Ontology annotation, cellular component: axoneme.